This is a messenger RNA of Pyricularia pennisetigena, 2598 nucleotides long. RefSeq lists its product as uncharacterized. Gene Ontology annotation, cellular component: epsilon DNA polymerase complex. Gene Ontology annotation, molecular function: DNA binding. The transcript has 2 exons. The record is from RefSeq and is a predicted model, not a curated record. Gene Ontology annotation, biological process: DNA-templated DNA replication; error-prone translesion synthesis. NCBI's taxonomy places the organism in Eukaryota, Fungi, Ascomycota, Sordariomycetes, Magnaporthales, Pyriculariaceae. The coding region runs from base 1 to 2598 and encodes 865 amino acids.
AUGGGUGAAACACAGAGUCCCCCGCGACUCAGCCCAAGAAAGAAGCGGGCACAGAAGCCCCUCGGCAAUGGAUUCUUCGGCGGUAUCAGGGAGACACCAGGCCGGGCGGCUCCCCCUCUCUCGAGUGCAGCACCGUCGUCAUCGCCGGCCUUUGCAACACCAGCUCACACCUUGCGGCCCUUCAACCCACAAAAGCCCGCCGGGGCAGCCAUCCUCCCGAUCCUCUUACCGCCAGCGACACUCCGCCCAUUGGCCUUCCGAACCUUUACCAAAAAGCACAGUCUAACACUCACAUCUUCUGCCUUGCAAGAGCUGGCGUCCUUUGUUGGCCGGCAUUGUGGCUCAGGAUGGCGCGAGGAGGGCUUGGCCGAGCGUGUGCUCGAGGAGGUGGCAAAAUCGUGGAAGGCUGGCAAUGGCGGAGUGAUAGUCGAUGGGGCUAGCCCCAUAUUGAAAGAUAUCCUCAAGACGCUGGAAGGUAACAUGGUCGGGGGCAAGAUUGUGACGGGUGGCGGAAAAGGCUUGGCUCGACAGAAUAGUCUUCUGUUGGACCCCUCAAAGGAACCCGACUAUUCUUCUACCACCCGCCUGGGUCUGAGACCAUCUCUUUCGCUUCAACGCGAUGACAGCCAGUCUAGUAUGGGCAUGUCUGGACUCAACUUCGAGGAAGAGCCAGAGGAAGAUACGCUCAGUGAUCCAAGAAAGUGGCUGAAGGUUGUUGGGGCAUAUGAACAACCACGGAUGGUUUAUAACGUGGCGAAAAAGCACUUUGAGAGGGAUGCCUCUAAACCUUCGAUAUUACCAACGGCUUCUCAUAAAACACUUUUGUUUCGCAAUCGAUUCAACGUCAUCCAUCAGCGCCUUCUUCGUAACGAAGCUUUUCAAACAUCCGCCGUCGCUGACACAAAACGUGGCUCACUUUCCCGCUCAACAUCAGCCCUCUCAUCGCAACACUCAUAUAAAAUCACACCCAUCGCCAACCUGCUCGGCCGGCAUGGCAGCCACCAUAUGCUCUUAGGGAUGUUGGUGAUAAUGCCGGCAGGCAACCUUGCCGUUAGUGACCUUACCGGAACCAUUGCGCUGGACGUCACCCAAGCAGCCACCAUUCCAGACGACUCUUCAUGGUUUACUCCAGGAAUGGUUGUGCUCAUCGAUGGUGUUUACGAGGAGGAGGAUGACCAUACCGCAAAAGGCCUGAGUGGCAGCAGCGGAAUUGGUGGCACCAUUGGCGGUCGAUUUCAGGGGUUCUUCAUCGGCCAGCCGCCAUGCGAGAAGAGGCGAGCGACACUGGGUGUCAGCGGACCAGAAGGCGACGGACUGGAGCACACGAUAGGGGGUGGCUUCGGAUGGAUCGAUUUUCUGGGGGUCGGGAGCGAGCGUGCGAUGGGCCCAAGGAUGCGAAAGCUAGAAAGACGUUUAUUGCGCCAACCACAGCUUUCUCGACAAGAUAUGGCCGCAUCAGUACUUGAGUCUAGUCUUUCCUCGACGCUCCCAAGACGUGGCCGAAUGAUCAUCCUAGGCGAGCUUAAUCUCGACCAGCCUCGCGCUCUGCAGGCGCUGCGCAAGAUCCUGGCAACAUAUGCCAACGAGACGGACAACGAUGGCAGCGAAGACGAUGGCGCCGAUGACACGGUCGCAAGCACGAAACCCAACAAGGUUACUACACCUUUGGCCUUUGUCCUUGCAGGAAACUUUUCAUCCCAGGCAGUCAUGGCUCGGAACGGAGCAGGUGGAGGUGGCGGAGGCGGAUCCGGUGGACUAACCGGUAGUGGCGGAGGUGGUAGUAUCGAGUAUAAGGAAUACUUUGAUUCACUCGCGGGGACUCUGGCUGAAUUCCCGUCUCUCCUACGAGAAUCUACUUUCGUCUUCGUUCCGGGCGAUAAUGAUGGCUGGGCCUCGUCAUUCGGCGCAGGGGCCGCCGUGCCACUGCCGCGCAAGCCCGUCCCAGACCUCUUCACAUCACGAGUUCGUCGCGCCUUUGCCACCGCUAACGCUGAAGGGUCCUCCUCACGAGCGAACGGGCCUGGGGGCGAGGCCGUCUUCACCACCAACCCGAGUCGCGUGACGCUGUUCGGUCCAAAUCACGAAAUAGUGGUCUUCCGCGAUGAUAUAUCGGCGCGCCUACGGCGGAGCGCUGUGCGGCUCAAAGGCUCGUCCUCUACUUCCUCUGGCACGGAGCACAACAACAACGAAUUGCGCAUUUCAGAUGACGCCCCGGGAGCAGGAGACAUGGAAGUCGACGAACAACCUGAUUCGGCCGUUGAGAGCGCGGCUUCAAAACAGCCAAGCCCAGAUGCAGUGCCGCACGAUGUACGUGCGGCUCAGAAGCUCGUCAAGACGAUCCUAGACCAGGGAUAUCUGGCACCGUUUCGCACAGCUAUCCGUCCCGUGCACUGGGACCACGCCUCGGCGCUACACCUUUACCCGUUACCAACCGCACUCGUGAUGGCCGACGCGACGGCGCCGCCCUUUUGCGUCACGUACGAGGGGUGCCAUGUUAUGAACCCGGGACCGUUACUCGUGCCGGGGAGGAGAGGAGUGGCGAGAUGGGUGGAGUAUAAUGUUGGGCAUCGAGGAAACAUGAAAGAGUGUUUAUUUUGA